AUUACAAUAGAGCACUUGAUUGAAAAAAUACCCUUAAACGCAAAGCAGCUGCCAUAAUACUGGCAGGAUGAAUGGGACAGAAGGUAUCAAUUUUUAUGUGCCUAUGUCCAACAAGACAGGGGUGGUGCGAAGCCCCUUUGAGUACCCCCAGUAUUACCUAGCCGAGCCCUGGAAAUACCGCCUUGUGUGUUGCUACAUCUUCUUCCUCAUCUCCACUGGUCUGCCCAUCAACCUCCUCACCCUCCUGGUCACCUUCAAACACAAGAAGCUCCGGCAGCCGCUCAACUACAUCCUGGUCAACCUGGCGGUGGCUGACCUCUUCAUGGCCUGCUUCGGCUUCACUGUCACUUUCUACACAGCCUGGAAUGGAUAUUUCGUCUUCGGUCCCAUUGGCUGUGCCGUGGAAGGCUUCUUCGCCACUCUGGGAGGCCAGGUUGCCCUCUGGUCCCUGGUGGUCUUGGCCAUAGAGCGUUACAUCGUUGUCUGCAAGCCCAUGGGAAACUUCCGCUUCUCUGCCACCCAUGCCAUGAUGGGCAUCGCUUUCACCUGGGUCAUGGCCUUCUCCUGUGCUGCUCCACCCCUCUUUGGCUGGUCCAGGUACAUGCCGGAGGGGAUGCAGUGCUCCUGUGGCCCCGACUAUUACACCCACAACCCUGACUACCACAACGAGUCGUACGUCCUCUACAUGUUUGUCAUCCACUUCAUCAUCCCAGUCGUGGUCAUCUUCUUCUCCUAUGGGCGCCUCAUUUGCAAAGUCCGAGAGGCAGCCGCGCAGCAGCAGGAGUCAGCCACCACCCAGAAGGCAGAGAAGGAGGUGACGCGGAUGGUGAUCCUGAUGGUGCUGGGCUUCAUGCUGGCCUGGACGCCCUAUGCUGUAGUGGCAUUUUGGAUCUUCACCAACAAGGGAGCAGACUUCACAGCCACGCUGAUGGCAGUGCCUGCCUUCUUCUCCAAGAGCUCCUCUCUUUACAACCCCAUCAUCUACGUCCUCAUGAACAAGCAGUUCCGUAAUUGCAUGAUCACCACCAUCUGCUGUGGCAAGAACCCUUUUGGUGAUGAAGAUGUCUCCUCCACCGUAUCCCAGAGCAAGACUGAGGUCUCCUCCGUCUCCUCCAGCCAAGUUUCACCUGCAUAGACCAUGGACAGUUUGAACUGGGUGACGGCCGAGCUCGGGGACCGAGACAUCCCCACACCCACAACCACGUUCCACUCAGUCACUCCUCUAUACGCUGCAGCCCUCCCCUGCUGUCCUGCAUGCUCCUGCCUGGCAAAGCAGCUGUGCAUGUGCUGCUGCUGCUACAUCUCUUUUCUCCAGCUGUGUUGUCCCCCUGGUGCCAACAUGGCCCUUUGAGCUCUCCCACAGCCCUUCCCCUGAGCACUGCACACCCUGCUCACUGACAUCAUGCUAAACCCAUCCUGGCACAAGAACAUGGGAAGAGGGGAAAGAGAAACCCCAGGUUGUUAUGGAGAGGGGGAGGAGUCCCUUUGUAGCACCUACUGGUCCAGAAGGGAGAACUGACUCUCUGACCCAGGCAUUGCAUGCAAACACCUUUCCCAGGGUUCCCAAACGCACAUGCAGAGCUGCAGGGUGGGCAGCAAGGAGGGUAGAUACUUCUCCCACCAGGGCACCACAUCCAUCCCAUGUUCUUCACCCUCUAUAGCACUUCUACAGCACCAAAAUCCAGUCAGAUCCCUUCUCCAGCUCCUGGGAGCUGCUCAGCAUUUGGGGAUAUUCCCUACCCACCCCAAGUGCCAGCAGAGAUCCCUUCUUGCUUCACAUCACACUGCAACAGCAGUGGGAAAACCUGAACUUGAAUAUUCUCCUCCCUGCUCCCCUGUUAGCAUCCCCCUCCCCCUGGUGCCCAAGGGAGAGUCUAUUUCCAAAAAAUAAGCAUUCAAAGACAGCACCACCGCAAACCCCGGCAGCACGAGUCUGUGCCCACAGUGCUUCCAGCUGCCCCAUCCCAGCACCAGAGGAUCCAUCCCUGCAGGGCUGCACACCCCACUGACGGCACCGCCGGCAGCGAUCGAUACCCGCGGUCUUUAUAAAUCAAUAUAACAAAUGGAGCUGUGAGAGGGCUCUCCUUCAAGACCGACUCCCUGUAUCCCCAAGACAACACUGUAGAUAUAUAUAUUUUUGUCUUGGAACCUGUAAAUAUUUGCUCGCAUCCUUUGAAAUCUCUAUCUUUCUUGGCCCUUUCCUUCUCCCAGCUCUGAGGCACAGAAACUGUCUCUCACCUUGGCUGCAGCUGGACACGCACCACCAGCCUUGGAGGGUGGCACCAAUCCCCAACCGCUUUCCUGUACAUAUUUUAUAAAUAAAUAACAUCGUGUCAGCACAAGGACUUCUACGGCUGAGAAGUAGGGAUUGAAAAAAAUAGGAAAUAAACAGAAGCAGC
This is a messenger RNA of Meleagris gallopavo (turkey), 2399 nucleotides long. Its product is annotated as green-sensitive opsin. The record is from RefSeq and is a predicted model, not a curated record. Gene Ontology annotation, biological process: G protein-coupled receptor signaling pathway; phototransduction; visual perception. NCBI's taxonomy places the organism in Eukaryota, Metazoa, Chordata, Aves, Galliformes, Phasianidae. Gene Ontology annotation, molecular function: G protein-coupled receptor activity. Gene Ontology annotation, cellular component: membrane.